AUGGAUGACCCUCAGGACCUGGACGACCCACAGGACCUAGACGACUCAUCGGACCUAGAUGAUCCAUCAGACCAGGAAUUCUUCCCAUAUAUCACACGCCCUUCUCUGUCGGCGACUGACCGGACUGUCUUCGACACUCAAGGAUGCACAGUCUUUGGCUACCCCUCACUGGCGGGGUUCUUAUCAAAGAAGCCGAUCUUCUCGAUAUACAUUUUCUAUCGCUCCCGCUCUCUCAUGCAUUGCAGCGCUCAUCUAGUACCGACGAAGAAGACAGGUUCUGUAAUCUUCUGCGACGGACCGGUGCGACGUUCUGGCCAGAUAAACAAGAUUGGCUCCAAUAUCAAGCAACUGCCAGACGAUUUUGGGAGGAUCAGUUUUGCAAUGAAUAUGGAGCAGAAGAUACAGAUUAUGAGAGAGUAUGGCGCUGUUUUUGUUGAAGAUGCCACGCAGGUGGAGGAGCUAAACACGAUUUGA
This is a messenger RNA of Aspergillus nomiae NRRL 13137, 474 nucleotides long. RefSeq lists its product as uncharacterized. The transcript has 2 exons. Bases 1 to 474 code for a protein of 157 amino acids. Lineage: Eukaryota; Fungi; Ascomycota; Eurotiomycetes; Eurotiales; Aspergillaceae. The record is from RefSeq and is a predicted model, not a curated record.